Ceratosolen solmsi marchali is the source of this 605-nucleotide messenger RNA. RefSeq names its product ribosomal protein L24 (gene RpL24). Gene Ontology annotation, molecular function: mRNA binding; structural constituent of ribosome. The record is from RefSeq and is a predicted model, not a curated record. Lineage: Eukaryota; Metazoa; Arthropoda; Insecta; Hymenoptera; Agaonidae. Gene Ontology annotation, cellular component: cytosolic large ribosomal subunit. The coding region runs from base 92 to 556 and encodes 154 amino acids. Gene Ontology annotation, biological process: cytoplasmic translation. The transcript has 5 exons.
AUGUGCGACGCUUUCAUACGUAUGCGCCAUUAACUCAUCGUUGCCUCCUUGUUGCGUACAUAUUGUAUUCUUUCGCAUAAGCGCCGUCAAGAUGAAGAUCGGACUGUGUGCCUAUAGUGGAUACAAGAUAUAUCCCGGCCAUGGGAAAACUAUGGUUAAAGUCGACGGAAAGAAUUUCACAUUCCUUAACUCAAAAUGUGAGUCUGCCCAUCUGAUGAAGCGUAAUCCGAGAAAAGUUACGUGGACCGUUUUAUAUAGGCGUAAGCACAAAAAGGGUCAGGAGGAAGAACAGACAAAGAAGAGAACGCGUAGGACGCAGAAAUUCCAGCGUGCUAUCGUGGGAGCUUCUUUGACCGAUAUUUUAGCUAAACGUAACAUGAAACCAGAAAUAAGGAAAGCUCAACGUGAACAAGCUAUCAAAGCCGCCAGGGAACAAAAGAAAGCUCAAAAGGCUGUCAAGAAAGCAGCGGUGCCACUUAAACAGAAACCUGUACAUAAACAGAAAGCGACGAAAGUACAGCAAAAGGCUGCUCCAAGAGUCGGUGGAAAGCGAUAAAUUAUAUCUUGUAAAGGCUCGUUAUAAUAAAGUGGUUAAGCACUAAAAA